Molecule: messenger RNA, 606 nt
Organism: Didymodactylos carnosus
Lineage: Eukaryota; Metazoa; Rotifera; Eurotatoria; Philodinida; Philodinidae
Source: the annotation of a GenBank genome assembly
AUGUCUCAAAGCUGUGCGAUCACGACAUGCAAACGAGUAUCACGUGCUCUUUGCAAUUGCUGCCAUCAGAAUCUUUGUCGUGAUCAUUUGAAUGAACACGAUGAUUUACUGAAUGCUCAAUUGAAUCCGCUGGCCGAUGGAAUUAACAAACUCGGUGAUCAGUUGACGACAAUAAGUGCUGAACAAAUCUUGAGUCAAUCUCAUGAAAAACUUAAUCAAUGGCGUCAAGAUGCUUAUAAAACAAUUGAUCAUUUGUAUGAACAAAAAUAUGAAGAAGUCGGUCGAUUUAUUUCUCAAAAAAUCCACGAACAACAAGAAGAAAUUGUUCAAAACCAAUUCAAAAUAGGUCGAUUGAUGCAUGAACGAGAAGCGACUGUUGAUCACAUUGAUGCUUUAACUCUCAAUAUUCAAAAUAUCGAAGAACAAAUAAAAGAGAUCGAACAAAUCCCUGUUCGAAUUAAUAUUCGUCCUCUUGUCGUAGAUGAUUCAAUCAUUGACAUUGUGGAAACAAACCCGAAUCAAUUAAAUCUCUCCAAUCUUCCACCUGUUUAUCAGACUAUUAAACGUUCCGAUAACAAUUCAAGGGUAUUGGCGACUAAUGAUUGA